Messenger RNA from Drosophila nasuta, 941 nucleotides. RefSeq names its product CCR4-NOT transcription complex subunit 11 (gene Not11). Lineage: Eukaryota; Metazoa; Arthropoda; Insecta; Diptera; Drosophilidae. The coding region runs from base 231 to 914 and encodes 227 amino acids. The transcript has 5 exons. Gene Ontology annotation, cellular component: CCR4-NOT complex. The record is from RefSeq and is a predicted model, not a curated record.
GAUUAUAUUGUCCACCUCUAGGAGAAAAAAGAAAAACAAACUAUUUGUAAAUGAUUAUUUUUUAACUGUGCAAGUUUUAUUGAUAUAUAAGAUUCUUCGUAUUGAGUUAUGAUUUGCAGUUGGAUCAAAUUCGCUGUGUGAUUUGAAGAUGAAAUCAGUUUGAGCUUCCCAACUAAGUUUACAUAUCAUUGGAAAUCUAUAUAUUAAAUUUAUAUUCAAAUAUAGCCAUCAUGUUUUUGUCAAUCGCUCCACCAUUAAUGGACUUUGAGGAUGAGCUGUUAUGGAUCAAUCCGUCAAGCAGCGAAAAUCUAAAUGUUUUAUAUGACAAAUCAAAUUACGUUACUCCAAACACAAAACUGUUAAUUGAACAAGCUUUUAUUCAGCCAUUAAGUCUUCAAGAUCAACAAAUUUUAUUUGAUGAUUUACUAAAGCAAAAUAGAAAUAUUGCACAUCAAUAUGGAUUGACACCAGCUAAGCUUCCUCAACUAGUUGAGAACAAUCCGCUUAUUUCUAUUGAAAUAUUACUGAGACUAAUGUUGAAUACCGACAUUACGGAAUAUUUUAACAUACUUGUCAAUAUGGAUAUAACUUUACACUCUAUGGAAGUCGUGAAUAGAUUGACAACAUCCUGUCCCUUGCCAACUGAAUUCAUUCAUUUGUAUAUUAGCAAUUGUAUUUCAACAUGCGAAACUGUCAAAGACAAAUAUAUGCAAUCCCGUUUGGUCCGAUUAGUAUGCGUAUUUCUUCAAUCGUUAAUUCGCAACAAAAUUAUAAAUGUUAAGGAACUGUUUAUAGAAAUUGAAGCAUUUUGCGUUGGAUUUAGUAAAAUUAAAGAAGCCGCUGCUCUAUACCGACUAAUAAAACAUUUGGAGUCAGGCGACACAAUUCAAACAACAAAUUCGUUAUCUAAAUGAGUACAAGCAAUUACAAUAAAUCAAAUA